UUAGCACUCUCCACCAUGAAGGGGACACUUCUUCUGCUGGUUUUGCUGGUGACUGGAGAGCUGGGCUUCCAGACAACAGAAGCCUGCUUACCUUUCUUCGGUGUCUAUUUGGGUGUUGUCUCUGGAUACAGGUUUUGGUUACAUAAGGAACUUGCUGCAUUUCAUACUACUGUUGAGGCAAAAAAAAAAAAAAAAAAAAAAAAGGUUUUUGAAAAAAUCCAGGACUGCUAUGAGGAGGCAGGACUAAAAGCUAAAACUCAAGAUAUGAAAUUUAUGGCAGCUAUACUCUUCAGCCCAGAAUUCAAGUCAUACUAUACCAAAGAAGUCUUGAUGAACAUUCUGGUUAAGUUUUCUAAGAAAUUAACCCAUUAGAAGUUAAUGGGUUAUAGGCAACCCAUCUUUGCAAUGUGUCUGAUCUGAGUGCCAUCUUACUGAUCUGUCGUCUUUCCUUCCUUAAGUUGGAUUUCUGACACCUGUGCUUUCAUCCUUUAGUCUCUUAGGCUGACUCUAAAUGCCUGCAGCUCUGUUCAGUG
Molecule: messenger RNA, 533 nt
Organism: Mus caroli (Ryukyu mouse)
Lineage: Eukaryota; Metazoa; Chordata; Mammalia; Rodentia; Muridae
Product: secretoglobin family 2B member 2-like
Source: RefSeq, a predicted model, not a curated record